AUGAACCGAGACUCGUCUAAUGUGGGUGCUCAAUUGCUGGCGGCAGAGGUAAAUAACCUGGAACAUGGUACACUCUGCAGCCGGUGUGAAAAGGCCAUCACGGGGGAGAACUCUUCAGGCUUCUCGUACCUAAAGCUAUUCUUGGUCUUUAUCCUAUGCCAAGUCCCCAUCUUGGGGCUUAGCUUGUCUGCCUGCCAUAACUACCAGUCGAACAAUGCUGCUGCUACAUCCAAAGGCAUUGACCAGCAAGACUACUUCACUCUCGAGAGCUACAACUCCACCGAGAAACUCUACGAUAUUGUGGAUGCAGCUGAUAAAUCACCGGAAGCAGACGCGUUCUGGCAUGAGCUUCAGAAGACUGAUGGCAUAGUCUCGGUUACUAGCGAAUGGGCGAAGGAAAAUGCUCUACCUCAGACGGUCUCUCACCCUGAUGAUCCAGUUUCCAAGAUAUAUCAAAUCAACGUCUUCCACGCGCUCCAUUGCUUAUAUCGCAUCAGGAACAGGCUCACAUCAAACAUACCCCUCGAGAAAUGGCCACGCAACGACAUCCACACGAUGCACUGCGUAGACCACAUCCGGAACGAUUUGAUGUGCCACGCCGACAUCUCGCUCUCGGGGUCCGGGGAGUACGUCUCGUUCAACUCGCACAGUCACCAUCAGAAGUGCAGAGACUUGGGCGCGCUUCAGAGGUGGGCUAAGCGGCAUAGCUGGGCUGGCUACAAGGAGUAUUUGGAAGGCGUGGUGGGAUAUGAUUUCAACGAGGCCGAGCGUGUGAACAUGGCUACGGCUGGGAAGGGGCACUGGAAUAAGGCGCAAAGUACGCUUGAUAAGGAGACUGAGAAGAUUGAGCUUUGGUUUGAAGAGGACUCAUAA
This is a messenger RNA of Colletotrichum acutatum, 873 nucleotides long. RefSeq lists its product as uncharacterized. The transcript is spliced from 4 exons. Bases 1 to 873 code for a protein of 290 amino acids. NCBI's taxonomy places the organism in Eukaryota, Fungi, Ascomycota, Sordariomycetes, Glomerellales, Glomerellaceae. The record is from RefSeq and is a predicted model, not a curated record. Gene Ontology annotation, biological process: mycotoxin biosynthetic process.